This is a messenger RNA of Achroia grisella, 534 nucleotides long. RefSeq names its product kunitz-type serine protease inhibitor A-like. The transcript is spliced from 5 exons. Gene Ontology annotation, molecular function: serine-type endopeptidase inhibitor activity. The coding region runs from base 1 to 534 and encodes 177 amino acids. Lineage: Eukaryota; Metazoa; Arthropoda; Insecta; Lepidoptera; Pyralidae. The record is from RefSeq and is a predicted model, not a curated record.
AUGUGCAAAACAUAUGUUGGAUAUUAUAUAUUACUCUUGUUUUUGGAAUCAAAUACGCAGCAGAUUGAAACAAAUGUGACUACAGAUGCAAAUGUUACUGCUACUCCUAAAGAAGAUGUGCUGAGGGACUAUGGUUGGGACGUAUGGUGUAAAUUACAACCUAACGGAUACGAUUGUAAUGGGAAAGGAUUUACUUCUUCCAGAUUUUAUUAUGACUUGAAGAUGGAGGACUGUAAAACAUUUACCUUCGGUCAGUGUCCGCGUGACAAAAAUCAUUUCAACACUCUGAAAGAGUGUCAGCAACAAUGUCGAGAUUCUGGAUUUCAUACGAUUAAGGGAAAUUUGUCUCAAAAAAUAAGCUGUCGCUUACAACCCGAUUUUGGAAAAUGUAAUGACUACUACCCAAUGUGGUAUUUCGAUUUGAGUGUAAGAGCGUGCAAAGGUUUCUCAUACAGCGGCUGCGGUGGCAACAGUAACAGAUUUGCCACCGCACAAAUCUGCACUGGAACUUGUUCUAGCAUCGUCGACUAUUAA